Talaromyces amestolkiae is the source of this 885-nucleotide messenger RNA. RefSeq lists its product as uncharacterized. Gene Ontology annotation, cellular component: lipid droplet; endoplasmic reticulum. Gene Ontology annotation, biological process: phosphatidic acid biosynthetic process; triglyceride catabolic process. The coding region runs from base 1 to 885 and encodes 294 amino acids. Lineage: Eukaryota; Fungi; Ascomycota; Eurotiomycetes; Eurotiales; Trichocomaceae. Gene Ontology annotation, molecular function: acylglycerone-phosphate reductase (NADP+) activity; triacylglycerol lipase activity. The record is from RefSeq and is a predicted model, not a curated record. The transcript is spliced from 4 exons.
AUGUCUGCUGUAGAAAGGCGAAAGACAGUUCUGAUUACUGGUUGCACCCCCGGCGGUAUUGGUUAUGCAUUAGCACGGGCAUUUCACGCUAGAGGGCAUGUUGUCAUUGCUACAGCACGUCGUCUAGAGGUCUUGGAGGAUCUCCGCCGCGAUGGGAUGAUUGCAUUGCCGGUUGAUGUAACGAAAUCAGAAGAGGUUGAAUUAUGUCGCGAUAAAGUGGCCGAAAUAACCGGUGGCAAGCUCGAUGUUCUGAUCAAUAACGCUGGCCAAACACACACUAUCCCGGCCAUCGAUGCAGAUAUGGACGAAGUUCGCAGCACAUUUGAGACGAACGUGUUCGGUGUGAUGGUCAUGAUCAAAGUAUUCUCGAAGCUCCUGAUUGCUGCACGUGGGCGUAUUGUCAAUAUCAGCAGCCUGGCAUCCAUUGUGCCUUACGUAUACGGUUCGAUCUUUUGUGCUACGAAAGGUGCCAUCAACUCAUAUUCUCGCACCUUGCGCCAGGAGCUGCGGCCGUUCGGAGUAAAGGUUACAGUGGUCAUGGCAGGCUUUGUGAAAACUAAAACGAAUAAGACGUAUCGGGAACUCCCAAACGGCUCCGUUUACUCUGUUGUUGCCGACCAAUUUCGUCGGAGAUUGAGAUAUUCGGAAAAUACCUCUCAAAUGACACCGGAAACGUUUGCAGAUAUCUUGGUUGGUAGAUUAUUGAAAGACGAGAGCAGCAUAUGGGGAAAUUUGACAAGAUCCCUCAAUUGGGUUUGGAUUGGAGGAAGUGCUGCGCUGGUCAAAUUUGUAACAAACUGGGUAGGUGAAUGGCUAUUAGAUGCUGUAACCUAUCGGAAGUUUGAGCUUGAUAAGCUGGAGGCAAUUGUGAACAAAUCCCGGUAA